This is a messenger RNA of Cajanus cajan (pigeon pea), 594 nucleotides long. The record is from RefSeq and is a predicted model, not a curated record. NCBI's taxonomy places the organism in Eukaryota, Viridiplantae, Streptophyta, Magnoliopsida, Fabales, Fabaceae.
AUGAGCCGAUUUAACAAGUCAGCAUUGGAGAUUCGCGACUUGAACCCCGCUGUAGCCCUCCACCACCUUACUACUACUCUGAAACUCGGACCUUUUGCCAACAGCAUUUGCAAGAAACCACCAACCGACAUGGAUGACUUGCGUCGACGAGCCGACAAGUACAUGCAGAUGGAGGAAUUAGCUGAGUUCUGUAACCAAGCCAGGGUGGAGGUGGCUGCAAAACCUGAGAGGCCGGCCGAGAAUAGUUUUCGGAGUCGCCCAAAAGAACUGGUUCCCUGCGAGAAGCCCCCUCGCGGGCCAAGAUACUCGCAGUAUAUGCUGCUCAACACCAACAGGUCGGCCAUAUUAGAGGAAGCACUUGCCUCAAAGGUGCUAGCAGUCCCGAAGAGAGCUUCGACCCUUCCUAGGGCCGAUACAACAAAAUCUUGCAAAUACCAUCGCAAUCGAGGACACUCAACUAAAGAAUGCUCGGCCUUGAAGGAUAAAAUCGAGGAUUUGAUCAAGCAGGGCCAACUACAAGGUUUCGUAGACCGACCGGACUCAUCCCGAUAUGCCGACCGGUCUUGCCAGCAUGAUCGGCCUGAGCAAAGGUGA